AUGGAGGCCACGCCGCCCCAGCCGCCGAGGCAGGCCGCCUGCCUGGUCUGCCGCCGGAGCAAGAUCCGCUGCGACUGGCUGCCCAACCACAACAAGUGCAAGCGCUGCAUCCAGCUCGACGCCGACUGCGUCCGCCCGGCCUUCCAUGUCGGCCGCCGCAAGGGGAUCAAGAAUAAACGUAAAGGCCUGGAUAAGGCCCUCUUCAAGAUCGAGCAGGCCAUCCGCCGCGCCCGCACCGGCGACCAGACCGCCGAGGACGACAAGGCCAUCCGCGACCUGCAGGCCCUCCUCGGCGACGGAGGCAAAGAUGCCGCCUCGGCCGCGGUCUCCGCUUCUGUCUCCGGUCCGGGAGGUGACUCCGGCCUCCACCGGCCCGGACCCGGCGGCAGGCGGCGCUCCUCCCACUCCCAGUCCAUGUCUAUGGACAGCGGUGGCGGCGGCGGCGGCGGUGGAGGCGGUCUAGGCCAGCAGGACUCGUCGAGCGACGAGGACGACGAGCUGCCCGACGCCGGGAUGGGCGCUGGCACCGGCGUCGGCGUCAACGGCAUGGUAGUGGGCGACAACGACGCGUCGCCGUCCAACGCCGACGAGAGCAUGGGCGUCGACGACGCCGAGAACCCCCUGCAGCUGCUGGCGCGGGCCUCGCGCCUCGAGCUGUCGCCCAACGGCGGCGGCGGCCGGGCGGCGCUCAAGAGGGCGUCGUCCGGGGCCGCCGGGGACCACCACCGGAGCAGCCGGAAGCGCAAGGAGCACCCGGACGAGGACAACAUCCGCUCCUUUUUCAGCCCGCUGCGCGUCAACCUCGAUGUCGGGGAGGACGUCGACCCGAUCGACCUCGGCCUCGUGACGGAGGACGAGGCCGAGUCCCUCUUUUCCUUCUUUCACGCUAACCUCGCUCACACCCGCUGGGGCCUUGACCCCAAGCUCUACACCAUGGCCUUUACCCGCUCCCGCUCCGCCUUCCUGCUGACCAGCAUCCUCGCCGCCUCGGCCCUCUUCCUGCCCUCCGCCGCCGCCCUCUCCAAGCGCCUCUCCAACCACUCCAAGACGCUCGCCCACCGCGUCAUGACCCGCCGCCACCGCUCCGUCGAGAUCGUCCUCGCCUUCAUGUUCAACGUCCCCUGGUCCUUCCCGGGGCAGCACAGCACCGACGACGAGGCCUGCUGGUACGUCGCCAUGGCCACCACCAUCGCCAUCGACCUCUCGCUGCACAAGGUCCUCGUGCCCUACGAGACCCUCCUCGGCGGCUCCGCCCCGCCCCAGGUCGCCGCCCUGAACCGCGCCGACUGCGUCGACCCCAAGCAGGCGCUCGCCGUCGACGGGUUCGGGCACGUCGCGCCCGCGUCGGACCUCGGCCGCCGGCUGCUGCGCACGCGCGAGCGCUGCUGGCUGUCGCUCUUUGUGCUCGAGAGGGGCAUGUCGCUCGCCCGGGGCCGCAGCUACAUCGUGCCCGUCACGCGGUCGCUCAAGGACUGCGACAGCUGGCACCGGUCGGGCAUCGCGGACCCGAUGGACGGGCACCUGGUGUCUAUGGCGGUGCUGAGGAGGAAUCUGGACGGGUUGUUUGCGACGGUCAGGUCGCUCUGUGACGGGGCGCAGACCAUGUCUGCUGAUGGGUCGCUGACGGCUCAGUCAAUACAAGGCGUCAUUGAAAAGUUCUUUGAUCAGUGGUUCGCAGAAUGGGGCGUCACCAUCGGCUCUGGACCUCACUGUCGACUGCCCCCCUACGUCGAGAUCCUCGUCACCCACACCCGCCUCUCGACCUACUCGUCCGUCAUCAACCACCCGACCGCCCCCGUCGAGGUCCGCCAGUUCUUCCGCAGCGCGGGCCUCUCGUCGGCCCUCAACGUCAUGCGCACCGCCAUCCAGGGCGAGGCCCAGCUCAAGUCCAUGCCCAACAACACGACCAUCAUGAUCUCCUUCGCCGCCUGCUUCGCCCUCACCCUCUCAGGGUACACCUCGGGCUCGUCGAACCUCGCGCCCUCGGUGCGCACCCUGGUCCAGGAGACGGCCGACGUGCUGGAGCGCAUCGGGUCCGUCACGGCGCACCGGAACGGCCUGUCGCGGCUGUACGGGAAUUACCUGCGGCGCAUCGUGCGCAAGGCCGCGACGACGGCGGGCAAGCCGGCUGCUGCUGCCGUCGAGGCGUCGUCGCGGCCGCCGGCGAUACCCGAGAACCAGCCGCCGUCGUCCCUGCAGCAGCAGUACCAGCAGGCGCAGCACCAGCUGCAGCAGCAACACCAGCACCAGCAGCAUGUGCAGCAGGCUCAGCAGGCCCAGCAGGCCCAGCACCAGCAGCAGCAGCAGCACAUCAUGACGACGCCGACGCUGAGCGUGGCGUCGGACUCGCUGGCCCAGCAGGCGCAGCACGCCGACUACCUCGCGCAGGCGGCGCUGCAGCCCAGCCCGCUGCAGUUCUCGGCCAUGUCGGACGACCAGAUCCUCGAGGUGCUGAACCAGCCCGGCAACGAGUUCGACCCUUCGUUCGGGUCGCUGGCGUGGGCCGACAUGAUGACGUUUGAGGGGCUGAACUGGCCGAAUCUGACCUGA
Messenger RNA from Thyridium curvatum, 2550 nucleotides. RefSeq lists its product as uncharacterized. Gene Ontology annotation, biological process: regulation of DNA-templated transcription. Bases 1 to 2550 code for a protein of 849 amino acids. The record is from RefSeq and is a predicted model, not a curated record. Lineage: Eukaryota; Fungi; Ascomycota; Sordariomycetes; Thyridiales; Thyridiaceae. Gene Ontology annotation, molecular function: DNA-binding transcription factor activity, RNA polymerase II-specific; transcription cis-regulatory region binding; zinc ion binding. Gene Ontology annotation, cellular component: nucleus. The transcript has 6 exons.